This is a messenger RNA of Vespa velutina, 2633 nucleotides long. RefSeq lists its product as uncharacterized. The transcript has 4 exons. NCBI's taxonomy places the organism in Eukaryota, Metazoa, Arthropoda, Insecta, Hymenoptera, Vespidae. The record is from RefSeq and is a predicted model, not a curated record. The coding region runs from base 825 to 1988 and encodes 387 amino acids.
UUUCAAUUUAUUUUCAUAAAUUUCUUUCGAUCUAAUUAAGGAUAAUAAUACAAGACGUGCACUAUUAUCAAAAAGAGAUAUAUCCAGGAAAGAUUGAAGAGUGUGAAUUCACAGUUUACUAACACUAUUUACUUUAAUUUAUUUUAAUUUAUCAAAGUGAGAAGUAAUGGUAUAAUCAACACAAGGUUAUAUUCCGAUACGAUAGACGCGUAUGUUGGGAAGAGCAUUCUUGCUUGCGUUUGUAGUUCGUACUUUGUCCAUACGCGUCGCUGAAGCCGUAUGUACGCUUCAGCGAAACAGCCUUAAUCUUUGGAUAGUAAUUUCAUUCAUAUAAUAUUCUUCCUAAUAUUAUUAUCUGAUAAAAGUUUAUUAUAUAUUUUUACGUUGGUGUUAAUCGGUGGAGUUUGAUACAUUUUGAUGGUAGCUCGUCGAAUGUAUCGUCGAUGGUACCAAAGUACUGUCAACUAUAUUUUUCUUUUCAUUUCCAUGAAAUACCGUUAUCUUUAUUUCUCAUAAAUAUCAUUUCAAAGCCACCUUUAUACCUUGGAAUGUUUACAUUCUAAUGAAUAUUUAUGAGGCUUUCGGAGGAUCGCUUAGGUCUUUCAUGUGGAGAUUGCUGCAUACAGAGAUCCUGCUAUUUAUAAAAACAUAUUAUAGAUUUAAGAAGACUUUAAUUUAUUUCAUCAAAACAUUAAGAUUUAGUCGUGUCGGGGUAUUGAUCGUUACUCGCAAUGAGACGGGACGAUUGAUGUCUUAACUGCGAUUAAGAGGUUAAACAAUCGAGAGUUCGUUGUUUACUUGAUAAGUAUUUUUAUAAUCGCUUGAUGUUUUCUAACGACUUUGCGAUCUUACGAAAGGUUUUAUUUUUCAAAGAUAUGGACUGUUUCGACGACGAUAUAUUUGAAUUUAGUGACAAAGAUGAAGAUGCUUCCAUUUCUAAAACCACAUCUCAUAAGGAAUUUAAUCCCAUCGAGGAACAUCUUGUAAAACAAUUAGAUUCAAUAAAGAAUAGAAUAGAUAAAGCAAAAAAUGAAUUGGAAGAAACGAAAGAAACGGUUCGGCACAUCACAAAUAAUUUACUUUACAAAGCUGUCUUUGGCCAAGAUAAGAAUGUCGAUUCAGACAACGAUUUAUACACUGUCGAAGGAGAGCCUGUAUUAAUAGAAAAACACGAAGAAGACAAACCCUGCGAUUUUUUGGUCUUGAAGGAACAAUGGCAAUAUGUUCUUUUUGAUAAAUGGAUAUUAGGCGUAGUGCUACAAAAUGUAUCGUUUCAAACGUUAAACGAGCUCAGAUUUUAUGCCUUACCGAAAGGUAUCAGCGAGAUUCACGGCUUCGUUUCAGCUUUCUGGGAAGAGGAGAACGAUCUUUGGAAGAGGAUUAACUUGAUCUCCUCGAAGAGGGACAACGUCGUAGCCACACUUGUUCUCGAUCCCUUGGAUUUUAAUGAAAACACGAUCGUCGAGAUAUACGGCACGAUAUCCUACGAGAACUUGGAUAUGGAAUUGCAGAUAGCCAUACCGGUCGUUACUUUCACGUCCCACGAUAUUCUACGUGGAACCUAUAAAUUAAACUAUUCGGAACACCCGAAAUACACGGUGUUAGCGUUGAAAAGUAUCUUCGUUGAGACGAUCCUCGAGCUUCCAUAUCAAUUUGAUUCAGAAAAUUUUAUUAAUCUUUUGCGAUGUCUCGAUGCCAAGAAAAUUUUGAAAAAUAUUUAUUGCAUCGAGAACACCGAAUGUUACGCCAUUAUAGAAACUUUAUCGGCAAAUAAAAUAACGAUAUUGGCGAAAACAAUGUCACGAUUGAAUUUAAUCCUGCGUAGGAUACAAGAGGAAUCCUCGAUUCCUAUUACGAGACUCGAGGAAUCCAGUUACGUUGAAGAAGCGGCGGAGGCUUUGAUAGAAGAAUUGGAAAUGUAUCUCGGUGAUCUCAAUCUUGCGAGAAUCCAAAGGGCAAGGAUAAAGAGCGACCUGCUUAUACCGUGAUCGACGAGUGUACGACGAAAUUACGUAUCUUGAGACGUCUGUUAAAUCGUACGAAUCGUUUAACCACCCCCCGUUCUUUCGAUUUUAUCGAAUAACAAAGCACCUCUAACGUUUGGCAUUUCUCUCAAAAGAUUUUUUAUUAUCCUUUUUUUGUUUUUUUUGUUUUUUUUUUUUCCAAUAAAUUAAGAAAGAAAGAAGGGAUAAGACCCGAAGGGAUAAGGCUAGAGGAUAAAAGAAUUCAAAACCUCUAAAGAAUUUCGAUUUUAUUUUUGCAAAUUUUACGUACGUACGUAUGUACGCACGUAUGUAUAGGUGUACGUGUGUGUGUGUGUGUGUGUGUGUGUGUGUGUGGUGUGUGCAUGCGUGAGUGUGUAUGUGUGUGUGUGUGUGUGUGUGUAUGUGAUACGUUUAUAUCGCAUCUAUACGGUGAAACGUAGAUAAUAUAUUUUCUUGGAGCCGGACAUGAUGCUGAACACGACAGUGCACUCGGCCAAUCAAUGAUCGUGAAUUGUAAUGCUGCUAUUUUUUUAUUUCAUUCUUCUUUUAUUUCUUUUCUUUUCAUUAAAUUUUCUUUUCUUCCUUCGUUUUCUUGUUCUUUCGAGAAGAUAAUCUAGAGAAGUCGAUUAAAAAGGUUUGAUAUCGUAA